AUGCCUUUCACACGCACAACUGCUCGCCGCUCUCGCCCUAGGGCCAACAACCAGCCUCCCACGUUGCGCCGCGAAAACGCCGAAGUAAUUUACGAGACAGUUGACGACGUCGACUUGUCGGGGGGAGUCGACCAGCUCCUCACAUUCUUCACCGCCCCUACCAAGUCGCUCCUGCCACCCACGUUAUCCAAUGAGAUGACCGUGGAUGCCACACCUUCGGAGUCGCUCCCAACCUAUGCCGAGACAAGCAAGGCGCAAGGAAAGAGCCAGGACGACAAGGAAGGAGCACAAUCUCUCACUUCCAUCCUACAUCGCAAAACAAUUUGCACGAUUUGCACGUCUACCACGAUCAAAGUCGCACCCGACCCGAAUACCAAACAUCAACUUUCCGUCUUCAUCACCAAAAGAAGCACAGCAAUGUCCCAGUCCAACAACCCCCGCCGCUCGCAACUGCGCGACAACCACCAGCGCCAGCGGCGUCUCCAGCUCGUCCCACCCGUGUCCCUCGACCCCCAGCCUCCCCACCCUCGCGUCCAGCGACAAGACGCGACGGUCAGGUCCCCCAUCCUCGAAGCAAUUGCCGCCGAAGUCGAGGAAGCCAGGUGGGCGGCACUCGCCAACCAAUACAUGGCGUUAUUCGACCAAAACGACAGACCCGGCACCGGGGCUCGCGCGCACGCUUUCUUUGAUGCUCUCGCCGGCGACGAUCAUUCCUUGGCCGAGUUGAUCGGCCGUCAAAUUCGGGAGCUGAUUGAGCGCGACCCCGUCUUGUAUAUGUGGCGCGACCAUGAGGAUGGCAUUGUGAACCCGCCGCCGCCGUACACGGCGCAUCCGACAAAGGGCGAGAUUACCGUUGAGAUGUCUCCGGAGGUGGUUCUGCCGGAAUACACUCCUCCCUACACUCCGUUCGGGCAGGAUCUGAAGUGGCAGACCGAGGCCGAAGAUGAGGAGGAUGAAAGCGAGGUGAUGGAAGAC
Messenger RNA from Neurospora tetraspora, 975 nucleotides. RefSeq lists its product as uncharacterized. The record is from RefSeq and is a predicted model, not a curated record. NCBI's taxonomy places the organism in Eukaryota, Fungi, Ascomycota, Sordariomycetes, Sordariales, Sordariaceae. The transcript is spliced from 4 exons. The annotation marks the transcript as partial.